AUGACAUUGAAGAAGAUCACCAAAAUGACAACAAAAUUACAAAUAUCCUCAGAAUUAAACGACAGCAUCAGUAAUGUUUUAGGGAAAAAUGUGAAAAUACUUUAUAAAUCUUUGAUUCGCAUGGAAUCUCGAGGAGACAAAGUUGAUAACAGAGUUUUGGUGGUCACAUCAUAUAGAGUUUUUAUAACUACAACAAAAGUUCCAACUAGAAUUGACAAUGGAUUUCACUUGAUGGAAAUAGAGGCCUUGGAGAGCAAAAAGGCAAAUCACUUAUCAAUAACGCUUAUUCAUGAGCAUAAGCCUGUAUCUAUUCUUAUUGGUGAGGAAGGCUCGCCCGAUGGUGUUAUAAAUGCAAUACACGCACUCACAGCGGCGUUUGACGACUUAUUUCCAAAUGUGGCAAUGGAAGACAUUAUAUCCAAGGUUAAUUUGCCAUUUCCGUUGCAACCGGUGAGUGGUACUCGGAAACAUUCCACUUGUGGUGACUUUUCUAAUCAAUACGCAGCCAUGUGUGACCUAUGCCAGACACCUUUUAGAGCCGAAGUCGCAUGGGAUAUAGAUACGAUAUAUUUGGCACACGACAUACGAUUGUUACAUCUGAAAGAUUUCGAUCAUUUAGACCAAAGAGAUUUAAUACCACUACUAAUAGCGUUGCAACACAACACAUGGUUUACUGGAGUGUGUGGGGAUGGUGUAAGGGUGGGGAGCGAGACGUGGGAGGCCUUAUCCCGUGUCUUGAGAUGUGCAGCGCCCCCACCCCAGCAGCUUAGCUGGAGGGGCGCCACGUUAAGGCACGAUCAUGCAGCACGGCUGGGGCACGCCCUAGCGAGGGCUAAGACGCCCCCCGCUAUGCAUACGAUUGACCUGUCGCAGAAUCAUAUUGAAGAUAAAGGUGCAAUAAGUGUUUUAACAGGACUAGCGAACAAUCCAGACGGGAUACGUCACAUAGCAUUAUCCCAAUGCGGUGUCACGGGCAAGAGCGUUGCCCAUCUUGCUCAACUGCUCAAUGACAACCCUUGCCAUCUGAAUACGCUGUCUCAUCUUGAUCUCUCCCAUAACAACCUUAAAGAUGAUGUUCAUCAUCUCUACAACUUCUUGGCUCAACCAAACGUAUUGACACAUUUGAACUUAGUCAAUACGGAAACCACUCUAGAAAAUAUGUGGGGUGCUCUAUUGCGCGGUUGCGCGGCGAGGCUUUCAUCCUUGUACGUAGGGCGAAAUCCCUGGGCGGCGGGGCGAAGGCCCAGAGACCCGCCGCCUUCUUUUAGACAAUUUUUCACAGCUUGUCUCGCUUUGACGGAUCUCGAUUUUUCAUAUUGCAAAAUGCCUCCCGAUGCUUUGAAGAGCCUCUUAUUAGGCCUCGCAUGCAACGAAAGCGCAGCGGGCGUAAAACUAAAUGUGUCUGGCGCACUCGCGUCGUCACAAGCCGCGCACGUACUUGAGUCGUGUAUACACGGCGUACGGUGUCUUCGUUCGCUUGACCUGUCUGAUAAUAGUAUGGAGUUUGAACUAUCAGGCAUAGUGAGAGCUAUUGGCAAAAAUCAUUCCAUAACACAUUUAUCAUUAAGUAAGCUUACGGGAAAACGGUCGUACGCGCCACCUCUAAUACAGGCUUUAGUACACGUUCUACAGGAACCGGACACAGCUUUAACAUCCUUAGAUCUCAGUGAUUGUAAACUUAAGGGGGAUUUAUAUGGACUUCUGAAUGCUUUGGGCGGGGCUAGACGACUUCGUACGUUAGACGUUUGUGGAAACUUAGCUGGCGACGCGGGAGCUAGGCUAUUGGCCAAAGCUCUGCAGUGCAAUUGUACGCUACACACGCUGUAUAUAGAUAGAAACGCGUUUAGUUUACAGGGAUUAACGGAUAUAGCAACAGCGUUACGUCGUUCUGUGAGCGUUCGUCGCGUUGAGUUUCCCGCGAGUGACGCAGCGGCCGGCGGACGUGGCGCUAGUGAGCGCGUCGCCGCUUUAUGGAGGGAUUUGCACGAACGGCUCUCAAGCAACACGACAGCCUCUCAAACACACCGUUUACGCGCGUUAGCCUUAGAGCGCGCGUGGUGCGGGGGUGAAGCGGCAGCUGCUUUGGCGGCGGCUGCGGCGGGCGCUUUGCCCCCCGCCCCCCUUCCCCAGGCAGUGGAGAGGGCGGCUGCGGCUGCUCAUCAUAUGCUGCAUCAGUAUCUUCAGCGUUGCGGCGAAGUGUUCGCGGCAAUGGGUGGAUCGGGUUGUGCGAGCGAGCUCGUGUCUUUACAAGCUGUAAGAGAUGCGAUCGCCCCUUCUUCUAAUACCCUACAAGAUUUGCUCAAUGAGGCAGUAGAGAACCUUGCCUUAGCUGCGUGCGAGAGCGUGGAAAGUGCCGACAGCGAACACGCGCACGCUGACCCCGACAUACCGGACUUACUCACGCCUAUUUCGCAUUCUGGGGCCACACCCCUCGGAUGUCGUCGGCGAGAGCGCGGUGGUCGACGCGUGCGUCCCAAGUCCGUGGCGGAACAACAGUGCAGUAGCAAUGAGAUGCUAUCUCUGCCACCCUUGCACGCUGAAGCAGCCGAUGCACUCGCCGAUCUACCUGCGCAUACGCUGAGGCAUCUUGUAAAAGGACGACCAAGACGAGUUAAAACCAGAGCACCCACACGACCAAUAACAGACCAAUCACAAGAUAUUGAUGAAGGACUAGAGGAAUUCUGGCGUACAUGCCGUACGCCGCCCGGUAGUGAGGACGUAUCAUCGAUGUCUGCCCGUACGGCGCUGACGUCACGCUCUCUACACUCGUUGUCUUCGCUUGCCUCUGCCUCGCCCGCCUCGCUUGCCUCGCCUUCCGCCCACAGGCACUCGCCUACGUUACGGGAUGAUACUAUGUACAGUGGUACGUCUGGUGAAAGCACACCUGUAUUACUAGAAUGCGAGGUAUCACGCUGUAAAUCAUCAGAUAACGUCGGAAUUAAGCCGAGUGCGUCCACGCCGCCGCCUUCGAGAUCCUCUGAUGACGUCAACGCUAUGGGCAACGGGUGCGCCCGCGCAACUGGCAAAGCGCGGCCUUGGUCCGUGGCAGGCGUCAACGCGGACAACGCCGCCUGCACCACAGAGGGCGUGGAGGCGUGCGUCGGCGGGAGCAUCGUGGGCAUCACGCCGGGCGCCGCACUAACCAGUUCAAUGCUGCGAGAUCAUCCACUCACACCAGGUAAGAAGGCGAUGCCUGAGAUUAAGCUUAUAAUGCGCAGGAUUGUUCAAGCAGGGUUCGGUACGCAAAGUAUUGAUGCUCACUGA
This is a messenger RNA of Pieris macdunnoughi, 3264 nucleotides long. The record is from the annotation of a GenBank genome assembly. NCBI's taxonomy places the organism in Eukaryota, Metazoa, Arthropoda, Insecta, Lepidoptera, Pieridae.